AUGGCUACUCCUAAGCUGCUUCUCGAUCUUAAUGGAACUGAAGACAUGGAAACUAUUCUGAAAUUGCGGCUCCUGCAUGUUUGGGUAUCUGACGACUUAGAAAAGCCAUGUUGCAGCCUCUGGACCGAUGCGAAGGGAACAUUGAUUCAAGCUAUCGCCCCAUCAUAUUUAGCUGCCCAUUUUGGCGUAGUCCUGCAACUGGUCUGUGUAUAUUUAGUUGCUAAAUUCCAUCUACAACGACCACAAACGAUGUGGCGUCCUUGCUCCCAAACAUUGAAUCUGGUUCUUUCUCAAGAAACCAUAUCUGAUAAUGUGACCAUGCUGUCGCCUGGUUUUUGUGCUAAUUCGUUCGAGUUUGCUGCCUACGAUUCCUUGUGUUCCUUACCUCAUUCAGCAAACCAACUAAUAGAUGUUGUUGGUAGAGUUGUCUUCGUAGCUGGUCUGUCAUGCUCAGUGACUUCUGUUCGUGCUAUUAUUAGGCGCAAGCUGGUCAUACAAAACGAGAGGCAUGUGCGCCUUAAUAUCACCAUCUGUGGUGAUGUUGCACGAUCUCUAGAUGGGGAAGAACUCGCAUACCUUGGCCGUUCUGGUUCUGUUGUCCUAGGUGUAUGUGGCCUUCAGAUUAAUGGUGUAACAACAGACGCCAUCUUUUUGACCAGCACCCCUGCCACACGAUUUGUGCUAGAACCGUCGUGUGAUUUGGCAAAUACUUUGCGCUCUGCCUCUCUUGGUGGAAAUGUUACGAUUCAAUACUAUCCUCCGUGGUUCUCAACCUCUUUUGAAGAACACCUAUUCCAGGCUGACAGUACAAAGAAAAUUCAGGAACUGAUCCACCUUUGCAACCCAUCAAUGGUUGAUGCAACACAUUACCAUUGCUUAGCACAGAUCCUCUCCGCUCAGUCUUCCCGACCAUGGUUUUAUCUAGGAUGCGCAUUCUGCUAA
This is a messenger RNA of Linum trigynum, 942 nucleotides long. The record is from the annotation of a GenBank genome assembly. NCBI's taxonomy places the organism in Eukaryota, Viridiplantae, Streptophyta, Magnoliopsida, Malpighiales, Linaceae.